AUGGCCGACGCUGCUGGCGCUGAAGAUGCCACUGUGACCUUCCACGUCAAGUCCUCGGGGAGCCAGAAAUGGACACUGACCGUGCCUCUGUCGACCACAGCGCUCGAGCUAAAGGGCAAACUCGCCUCUGAAGAAUACGCCAAUGUUCCAGCAUCAGCUCAGCGGCUGAUCUACAGCGGAAAGGUGCUGAAAGACCACGAAACCCUCGCUUCUCAUGGUGUAAAAGAUGGCAAUACGAUGCAUCUGGUCAAGAGCGCUCCCAGCAAUCAGAGACAGAAUCCGGCCGCACAAUCCUCUUCGACCUCGACCGCUACCUCGGGACCUGCACCACAAGUCGCAACGGGAGUGCCUCAAAACCUGGCAGCAGGCACUGGGAAUGAUCCUCUGGCCGGUUUGACAGGUGCCCGGUACGCGGGAUUUGCGCAGUUGCCCAACGCCAGCAUGUUCCAAGAAAACCUCACACCUGACGACUUCCUGCGCCAGUUGGAUAACCCCCAUUUCCAGCAGAUGAUGCGUGAAGCCAUGGGCAACCCCCAAGUCCAAGACAUGAUCAUCAACCAGAAUCCACAUCUUAGAGCGAUGGGGCCCCAGGCAAGACAAAUGCUCAAUUCUGACUACUUCAGAUCCAUGAUGACGAACCCUCAAAUGCUUCGAAACAUGAUGCAGAUGCAGCAACAGAUGGGUAUGGGUCCUUUCGGUGGUGCGGGUGGGCAGGAGGCCUUUCCUGCACCCGGCGUCACCAACACAACGGAACAGGGCACUCCUGGUGGCACUCCUCAAAAUGUACCCAGCAACCCACUGGGGCUGCCAAUGCAGGGUCGGGGUGGCACCGGAGACACAGCCGAAAGGGCGGCAGAGCAGGCCGAACACAUGCUGUCCGUUCUAAAUCAAAUGAGAGACGCGACUCGGGCCCUUGCCGACGCCUAUGGCGUCCCCAACACCGCUACGACAGGAGCUCAAGGUGGAGAAGCUGGGUCCAAUAACCAAGGAGCCGGUGCACAACAGCCGCAAGCCGCCGGGAACAUGGCAAACCAGACGCAGCAGCGUAUGAACCCGUUCAUGGCCCUGUUUGGUGACCCAGCCAGAAACCCCAGCAGCACCUCACCACCGCCAUCAAACCCUUUCAAUCCACAGCAGAACCCAUUUCUCCAGAACCCCGGAGCACUGCAACAAUUUCUAGAGGACAUGAAUGCUGCCCGAGGCGGCGGCGGCGGCGGCCAGGCUCCGGACUAUGGCGACCUGUUUAACCUCCUGGGUGGUGCGGGCCGACCAAUGUCACCCCCAGACACCCGACCACCUGAGGAGCGAUAUGCGCAGCAACUGCAGCAAUUGAAUGAGAUGGGGUUCUAUGAUUUUGACCGGAAUGUUCAGGCACUGCGAAGAACUGGGGGCAAUGUGAACGGCGCAAUAGAAUACCUGCUCAGUCACCCUGCAGACUAA
Fonsecaea erecta is the source of this 1440-nucleotide messenger RNA. RefSeq lists its product as hypothetical. The record is from RefSeq and is a predicted model, not a curated record. The coding region runs from base 1 to 1440 and encodes 479 amino acids. NCBI's taxonomy places the organism in Eukaryota, Fungi, Ascomycota, Eurotiomycetes, Chaetothyriales, Herpotrichiellaceae. Gene Ontology annotation, biological process: ubiquitin-dependent protein catabolic process. Gene Ontology annotation, cellular component: cytosol. The transcript has a single exon. Gene Ontology annotation, molecular function: polyubiquitin modification-dependent protein binding.